Messenger RNA from Cygnus atratus (black swan), 1128 nucleotides. It is a transcript of the gene STPG1, whose product is annotated as sperm tail PG-rich repeat containing 1. Lineage: Eukaryota; Metazoa; Chordata; Aves; Anseriformes; Anatidae. The record is from RefSeq and is a predicted model, not a curated record. The transcript is spliced from 7 exons.
AUGACUGGCAGUAACACCGACCCCGAUCCGAUGAAGUGUCGGUGGUUUUGUCACGAUACGGCGGUGACACUGUGCAGCUGGAGAACCCGGCUGGCUUCAACCCCUGCCUCGCGGCAGCUGCAGCGCAGCCAGGACGAGGCCUUUGAGCGCAGGCCUGUGCCUGCAGAACGUGGCGCCUCUCGGGUGGCACCAGGCCGCACAGCGCCCGAGUUCAACCGGACCCAGCGCCCUUGGCCUCUGUCUUCAGGUUCUGAGUUCGGAGAGGAAAACUGGUGUUGUAGUUACAUUCUUCCUGUAUCUUCAUAUUCAGAAUUUUGUUAUUAUUGGCUGUUCCUCUUAGGUUUCCAGAUUUCCUCCAGUCCUUAUAAGCACCAUUGUAAGGUGAUCUCAAACUCAGAAAAAAAGGGAUUUAAUUCUCAAUCAAAGUGAUUUCAGUAUAACCAGAGUGAAAAUCCAGGCCCAGGAUUCUAUAACGUCACUCAUCAGUCUCCAGGGAUCAACAGCACUUCAUUGUCAAAGAAAGGAACUGGAUACUUUCCGUCACUGGUUCCACACACUGCACGCAAGAAAAUCUCCAGCUAUCCAGCUGCGAAUGCCUACAACAGCCUAUCCUAUUUUCAGUCCAGACGAGACUUUAGCGUGGGAAACUCUAGGGUGUUUCAACAACCUGUUUCUAGGAAGACUGAGAAAAUCCCUACUCCAGCCCCCAAUCAAUACCAUACAUCUAUGGAUUUCUGCAAGCAAAGCAACAAUGUUUCUGCCCAUGCAGUCUUUGUGUCCCAAACCACAAGAGGAUUAAAUUUGGAAAAAAUUGGAAAAUGGCCUUCUCCAUGUCACUACAACAUCAGCGAUUCCCUCACCAAGGUGUCUCCCAAGGGUAUAACACCUUGCUUCAAGUCAAAGACCUCCCGCCUGACAAGGACAGACAGAAUUACUGCAGAGCCCACAAUCUAUCAGCUACAUAAACCCACCAGGGAAGCAAAGAAAACUCCUUUCAAAUAAUUCCCCAGAGGUUUUGGCUUAGGAAGAUUAAGCACUGACCUCUCCAGGGCACCUGACAGAAACAACAGCUUUUAUUUCCUGACAAAACUCCACCACUAUGGGACAAGCUUCUUAAGCCUCUUCUCU